Messenger RNA from Syngnathoides biaculeatus (alligator pipefish), 3337 nucleotides. RefSeq lists its product as uncharacterized. The record is from RefSeq and is a predicted model, not a curated record. Bases 1154 to 2071 code for a protein of 305 amino acids. The transcript has 2 exons. Lineage: Eukaryota; Metazoa; Chordata; Actinopteri; Syngnathiformes; Syngnathidae.
AGUAAAAGAAAAGAAUGCAGCAAGACAUGACAUACUAGUAAGAACAAAAUGGAAGGGAAAAAAAACAGCAAUUUGCAUGCUUGAAACCUGUAUUAAGGUCUUUUCAUAGUUGUCAGCGGACAAUGUCGGCAUUGCAUCACAAGAGAAUGCCCUCUCACUUGACGUGCACACAUCAAAAAUUGUUGCAGGGCGUGGAAUGCAGUGGAGAUAAUUUUGCAUAGUCUGAGUCACAUGCUGUACUCAGUGUGCCGCUUCGUUCUACGUACCAUCUAGGUUGUCGCCUUCUUGAUGAAUUUUGCAGCAUUAUUAAUAAUAGCUUCUGGUUAACUGGUUAACCGAUCUGCAAACCUUUUGAUAUUGGAGCAGUUCUCCUGUGAAACUUUUUUUUUUUUAAUAACAUACUUCCUAUGUGGUCAUUAUUGUAUUAUAACGGGUAUUUAUAUUAAAAACGCAGUUGAAUAUAAGAUUUGUUAGGGGAGAGAAAGACACGAGAAAAACACCCUACAGAAGAGGAAAUGAUAGGACAAAAACAAAUACCGAGGCCAGGACCAGUGAAGUCAGGAUUGCUGAGUCACCUGUGUCCACUGAAUUGUGCAAGUGAACAGACAUCACAUACGCAAUAAAGUCCUGGAGUUGGUGUGUAGGCUUGAUGAGGAUUAAAAAAAACCUGCUCCCACCAAGGCAAGAGGGAGAGGCAAGAAAAGGGGGCUCAUCCGGGGUGGCCCUACCACCCACCCUAAAGGAGGCAGAGUGGUUGGCUGGUUGGAUACAAAAGAAGGAGAAAAGGAGUUGUACAAGUUGGCCAGAAAGAGGGAUAGAGAUGUGAAGGAUGUGCAACAAGUAAAGGUGAUUAAGGAUAGCGUUGGAAAUAUGUUGACUGGUGCUAGUAGUCUGCUAAGUAGAUGGAAAGAGUAUUUUUGAGAAGUUAAUGAAUGAAGAAAAUGGGAGAGAAGGUAGAGUAGAAGAGCCGAGCGUAAAUGACCGGGAAGUGGCUUUGAUUAGUAAAGAAGAAGUUAGAAAGGCACUGAAGAGAAUGAUAAAUGGAAAGACAGUUGGUCCUGAUGACAUACCAGUGGAGUUAUGGAAGCAAUUUGGUGAGGUGGCUGUGGAGUUUUUGACCAACUUAUUCAAUAGAAUACUAGCAGGAUAGAAGAUGCCAGAAGAAUGGAGGAAAAGCGUGCGAGUCCCCAUUUUUAAGAACAAAGGCGAUGUUCAGAACUGUGAAAACUACAGUGGAAUAAAGAUGAUGAGCCACACAAUGAAGUUAUGGGAAAGAGUAGUGGAGGCUAGACUGAGGACAGAAGUAUCUGUGGGCAACAGUAUGGUUUCAUGCCUGGAUAGGCUGACAGGCGAGGUUAGACUGGAUUCCCCUUGGUCCAUGAUGUUAGCAGAUGAUAUUGUGCUCUGCAGUGAAAGCACGGAACAGGCGGAGGAACAGUUAGAAAGAUGUAGGUACGCACUUGAAAGGAGAGGAAUGAAGAUUAGCCGUAGUAAAACAGAAUAUAUGUGCGUGAAUGAGAGGGGAGGAGGGGGAAGAGCGAAGCUCCAGGAAGAAGAGAUAGCGAAGGUGGAUGACUUUAAAUACGGUAAGGAAGUGAAGAAAUGGGUUCAAGCGGGGUGUAACAGUUGGAAGGUGUCUGGUGUUUUAUGUGACAGAAGAGUAUCCGCCAGGAUGAAGGGCAAAAUUUAUAAAACAGUGGUGAGGCUGGCCAUGAUGUACAGAUUAGAGACGGUGGCACUCAAGAAACAACGGAAAGCAGAAUUGGAGGUAGCAGAAAUGAAGAUGCUGAGGUUGUCGCUUGGUGUAAGCAGGCUGAAUAGGAUUAGAAAUGAGCUCAUUAGAGGGACAGCCAAAGUUGGAUGUUUUGGAGACAAGGUGAGAGAGAGCAGACUGCGAUGGUUUGGACAUGUUCAGAGGCAAGAGAGUGAGUAUAUUGGUAGAAGGGUGCUGAGGAUGAAGCUGCCAGGCAAAAGAGCAAGAGGAAGACCAAAGAAAAGGUUGAUGGAUGUUGCGAGGGAGGACAUGAGUACAGUGGGUGUUAGAAAGGAGGAUGCGCGAGAUAAGCUUUGAUGGAAAAAGAUGAACGCUGUGGUGAUCCCUUACGGGACAAGCCGAAAGAAAAAAAAGAAGUUGGACUGGAAUCUGCGCUACCUUUGUGGAUAGCGGAUUGCAGAAAACGUCCCAGUGAUGAUGAACAGGCUGAAGAAAGUGCUGACGAACUUUGACCCCCUCAAACACGAGGCUUUUUGGCAAGCAAAGGUAGGUUUGAAAAAUUUCAAAAACAUGAUGGCCUCAGAGGCAUGCAGCUGUACGGUGAGGCUUCCUCUGGCGAUGAUGUUGCUCAUCGUUAUGUGAAGGAAGGAUUUGCAUAAACAUCAACAAUAUGGUACGAGCUGUUGAGUUUAGCAAUUGUGUUGACUGGAUUAUGUCCAUGUACAGGGGAAUUUUGAAGCAGAAGAAAAAACAAAGACAACACCAUUUUUUUCUCAAAGAAAAACCUCAGUUACACCAUCAGCUCCUCCAGCAAGAUUAAUUUUGGUAUCCAAAUAGACAGAAAAAAAAAAUUAAUCUCAAAGGUAAAAAAAACAAUCUCAAAGGUGAAAAAAAAAAAAAAAAAAACUCAGCUAUGUACUUCGCCAGCACCUCCAGCAGAAGAUUCUCUAAUUCUGUUCAUUACAUACUGCCGUAAAAAUGUUUUAUCAUUGUUUAACUAGACACUUGUACCGUUGUAACUUUUGUCUAGAGCGUGCAAAGUAUAAAUAUUAUCCUGUUGACAUUUUCAAACUAACCCUAACACUCUGGUACCCACAAGGGACACACAGACAAAACAACACCCCAUCUCAAAGGUUGAAAACUCAGCUACAUCGCCAGUGCCUCCAGCAGAAAAGUCUCCCAAGUGAUGAAUGACACGGCACAGAGGCUCGUGAGCUGGUACGCAAGUUCAACUGCGCAGGAGGCUACACCGACUGGCGCCUCCAUCGAUUCAUCUCGCGAAUCUAUGCUCCCUAGCCAACAAAAUGGAUGAACUUCAGCUUCCGAUAAAGACCUACAAAGACUUUGGAUUUCCUGCUGCCCUGUGCUUCACGGUGACUUGGCUUUGUGGAUGCAUCUCCAAUGGAGCAGUUAUGCUACCCGGCUUUCAACUUUAUCCGGCGAACCACAUCGCAGAGCUACCACGGAAAUCAAAAAGCGGUGGAUUAUGCUUCUAGGUCAAUGAAAAAUGGUGCGAGAUUGAGAAGAAAAUGCCCACAUUCACUCCUCAUUUUCCGAGAUUUUAACACAGCUAAACUUAACCAAAACAUCCCUAAAUAUAAGCACCAAGUAAAAUGUCCAAUG